AACUCCUGAAGGAGCUCUGAGAUGAAACUGAGAGCUCUGACUGGAGACUCAGGAACUCAGUUCUGUCCUGCUUGCUCAUCAUAACGAGGUCCAGCAGGGAGAUGGAGCUGAGCGCAGCAGAGUCUGGGACUUCUUCCAUCAAGAGGAUUUCACUUUGUUUUAUCAUCUGAUGCAGGAAAUACAACACGGACAUAGAUCACCAGCCUCUGAACAAAAUGCUGACUCCUUGGUGAUGGUCAGAAGAUGAACGCCUCCUCUCGCUCUGAUCCCGCAGUCAUCAUGUAUCAGCAGAGCUCGGGGUUUGACCUCAAUGCCAGCUGUGACUGGCUGACUCCUCACUGCAACUGGACGUCAGUGGACAGAGAGCCGCCGCAGCUGCCCACCUUCUCCACAGCGGCCAAAGUCCGAGUGAUCGUCACCUUCAUCCUGUGUGGCGUUUCCGUUUUCUGCAAUUUGGCUGUGCUUUGGGCGGUGAAUGGCCACAAGCGUAAAUCCCACAUCAGGGUGCUGAUAAUCAACCUGACCGUGGCCGACCUCUUGGUCACCUUCAUCGUGAUGCCCGUGGACGCAGCGUGGAACAUCACGGUCCAGUGGCUGGCCGGAGACCUGGCCUGCAGGUUUCUGAUGUUCCUCAAGCUGCAGGCCAUGUACUCGUGCGCCUUCGUCACAGUGGUGAUCAGUCUGGACAGACAGUCGGCCAUCCUCAACCCUCUGGCCAUCAGCAUGGCGCGGAGAAGGAACAGGGUCAUGCUGAUGGUGGCGUGGACUAUGAGCGCCUUGUUCUCAAUCCCUCAGAUGUUCAUUUUCCAUAAUGUGACCAUCACAUACCCAGCCAACUUUACCCAGUGCACCACUAGAGGGAGCUUUGUCACUCACUGGCAGGAAACAGCCUACAACAUGUUCACCUUCUCCUGCCUCUUCCUGCUGCCGCUGGUCAUCAUGAUCAUCUGCUACACCAGGAUCUUCAUCCAGAUCUCCAAACGGAUGACAAAGAGGGGCUUGUCCUCGGAUGAGCCACAUCUCCGUUGCUCAACGAACAACAUCCCCAAAGCUCGAAUGAGAACUCUGAAAAUGAGCAUCGUCAUAGUGAUCUGCUUCAUCGUCUGCUGGACUCCGUACUACCUGCUGGGUUUGUGGUACUGGUUCUUUCCAGACGACCUGGAGGGGAAGGUCUCCCACUCCCUCACCCACAUCCUGUUCAUCUUUGGGCUUUUCAACGCCUGCCUGGAUCCCAUCAUCUACGGCCUGUUCGCCAUACGCUUCCGCAAGGGGCUGAGAAGCUGCUGCCGCAAAGCCGCGGUGAUGUCAGAAACCAAAUAUGCUGCCGGGGCUUUGCCCUCUAAGAGAGGGAUUGCUACUGGUGAGCAGGACAGCCACUGUGGACAGGCUGAGCCAAAAUCCAAUGAUGGCAGGUCUCUGACUGCGUCCAGCCGAGGAGAACGAGGACAACCUUGCUCAUUCAGCGCUGAGAGUGCAAUAUGAUGAGUACAACCAGGAACUUUACACUGACUGGUUGACCUAUUUCCCCUUUUUUCAGGGUUAUGUGUAUACCGGACGUGUUUAUUUCACAAUCACAGCUAACGUGCAUGUGUAGAAUAAGUCUGAAAAAUUCCAUAGAUGUGUCUUUGUGUGUGUUGUGCUUGAGGCUGUCCAUCUUACUUAAGGGUUAUAUAGCA
Molecule: messenger RNA, 1676 nt
Organism: Sebastes umbrosus (honeycomb rockfish)
Lineage: Eukaryota; Metazoa; Chordata; Actinopteri; Perciformes; Sebastidae
Product: gonadotropin-releasing hormone II receptor-like
Exons: 4
Coding region: 244-1482 (412 amino acids)
Biological process (GO): G protein-coupled receptor signaling pathway
Cellular component (GO): membrane
Molecular function (GO): gonadotropin-releasing hormone receptor activity; peptide binding
Source: RefSeq, a predicted model, not a curated record